Molecule: messenger RNA, 1809 nt
Organism: Zasmidium cellare ATCC 36951
Lineage: Eukaryota; Fungi; Ascomycota; Dothideomycetes; Mycosphaerellales; Mycosphaerellaceae
Exons: 4
Coding region: 1-1809 (602 amino acids)
Biological process (GO): transmembrane transport
Cellular component (GO): membrane
Molecular function (GO): transmembrane transporter activity
Source: RefSeq, a predicted model, not a curated record
AUGGCCGACGUUGAGAAGACAGCAAGGUCCGGCGAGGGCCAUGGUCACGCGCACCAUGGCGAGCUUCCGGAGCACCUCGAAGAGAUGAAUAGAGUCCAUACCAACAUCGACGUAAUUGAAACAACAAGCGAGAACCCUUACUUCGAGAUCAACUUCAUUGGAACAUAUGCUGCCAUCACUCUAGCCACAUGUGCGGCUUUUGCUGGCUUUGUCAUGCCAGUAACUGCACUGACGCUGAUAAAUGCAGCCGUCGGGCCCUCGCCCAACUACGACUGGAUCGCGCUUGCCUGGGUCUUGACCUCAUCAGUCGGGUUCACCUUGGUCGGUCGACUAUCAGACAUAUUUGGGAGGAGAUAUUUCUUCGCCGGCUGCUCUGGUCUUGCCACGAUUGGAUGCAUCAUUGGCUGCACAGCUGAUGGCAUCAACCAACUGAUCGGCGCGUCGGUUCUGCUUGGCUUUGGGGCCGCUGGACAGAUCUCAUUCAACUAUGUGCUGGGUGAGCUGGUACCUGUACGGCAUCGCUACGCGGCAAAUGGAUUUGUGUUCCUCGCGACAUUCCCAUUUGCCGGCUUGGGUCCGUACAUCAGUCGACUCCUUAUCGUGAACAGUUCGGACGGCUGGCGAUCGAUAUAUUAUCUGACUCUUGCUCUGGAUGCUGCCGCCACUCUGUGCUGGUUGGGCUUCUACCAUCCACCAAAGUUCGAGAAGCUGCACCGUAACCGAACAAAGAUGCAAGAGAUUAGAGAGUUGGACUUCGGUGGCAUAAUUCUCUACACAGGCGGCCUGCUCCUUUUCCUGCUUGGCCUCUCCUGGGGUGGAGUGCUGCAUCCCUGGGACAGCGGAUACGUUCUCGGGACGCUCAUCACCGGUAUCGUGGUCUUGAUUCUCUUCGUUCUGUACGAGGUCUUCAUGCCACUGCGUCGCCCGCUAAUUCCAAUGCACCUGUUUCGAAACUUCGACUACGUCAUGGUCAAUAUCUUGUCCAUCGUCGGAGGCAUGGUUUAUUACGCAGCGAACGUGCUGUUCCCAGUCAUGGUUGCAAGCCUGUAUACCACCGACAUCGUUAGGGGCGGGCUAAUCAGCUGCGCCAUCGGCGGUGGUGUGUGCUGUGGUCAAUUCAUAGGAUCUUGGAUUGCUGUCCCGGGUGGCCAUAUGAAAUGGAAGCUGAUCUUCGUGACCGCCGGCCUCACGGGCUUCACCGCUGGUCUCGCUGGAAGCACUGAAAACGAGGCUGCGGGCUCGGCUUGUGCUACCCUUGCUGGAAUUUGUGUCGGUGUCCUGGAAGUCAUGGUCUCCACGACUGUCACCAUCGUUCUAGAUGAUCAAUCCGAAAUGGGCACUGGAGCAGGUGUGUUCGGGAGUUUGAGAGGUGCAGGAGGUGUCUUAGCCACCGCUAUCUACUCUACCAUUUUCAUGAACAGGCUCGCCGACAACAUCAAGGACGAUGUCGCUCCAGCUUUAGUUCAGGCUGGACUUCCCGUCACAUCUGUGGAGUCCUUCUUGACAGCAGUGCAGUCAAUGUCACAGGCCGCAAUAGAGAGAGUUCCUGGGGUCUCCCCCACGAUUGUCCAAGUGGGCAUUGCCUCGCUCACCCAAGCCUAUGCUCAAGCGUUCAAGAUCACUUGGCUCGCUACUAUCUCGUUUGGAGGAUGCUCGAUUAUCGCUGCCUGCCUUUCAAGAGACAUUGAUGACAAGUUGUCGCACGAUGUCAUUCGCAAGCUUUCGGUUGGGUACACAGGGAAGAGGGGAAAAGACGUACCAGCUGCUGUUGAUUCUAAAGAAGAUGUGGAGAAAAUUGAGCGAACAUAG